Molecule: messenger RNA, 1407 nt
Organism: Sitophilus oryzae (rice weevil)
Lineage: Eukaryota; Metazoa; Arthropoda; Insecta; Coleoptera; Curculionidae
Gene: TfIIEalpha
Product: general transcription factor IIE subunit 1
Exons: 1
Coding region: 120-1331 (403 amino acids)
Biological process (GO): transcription open complex formation at RNA polymerase II promoter; transcription initiation at RNA polymerase II promoter
Cellular component (GO): transcription factor TFIIE complex
Source: RefSeq, a predicted model, not a curated record
AUUUUAACAUUUUAACCUAUUAGGCAAUUUUUUUAAUAUUUGGAAAUUUCAUAUUUAGUUCCUACAAAAAAAAACAAUAUUUAAAGAUGUAAAGGAUCGAAUUAAAGACAAAAACAAUUAUGACUGAAGAAAAAUUGGUGACCGAGGUCCCUAGCAGUUUGAAACAGUUGGCGAGGCUCGUCGUACGAGGUUUUUACUCCAUCGAGGAUGCCCUCAUAGUCGAUAUGCUGGUGAGGAACCCCUGCAUGAAGGAGGACGACAUCUGCGAACUGCUCAAAUUCGAGAAGAAAAUGCUCAGAGCCCGAAUAGCCACGCUCAGAAACGAUAAAUUCAUACAAGUCCGUUUGAGAAUGGAAACUGGAGCAGACGGCAAAGCCCAGAAAGUAAACUAUUAUUUUAUCAACUACAAAAGCUUUGUUAACGUGGUUAAGUAUAAAUUAGAUCUCAUGAGAAAAAGACUAGAGACUGAAGAACGCGACGCUACUAGCAGAGCAAGUUUUAAAUGUUUGGCGUGUCUCAAAACCUUUACAGACUUAGAAGCAGAUCAGUUGUAUGAUUUUGCUACUGGGGAAUUCCGUUGUACUUACUGUAGAGAGGUUGUAGAAGAAGACUCCUCAGCACUUCCAAAAAAAGACUCCAGACUGUUACUAGCCAAAUUCAACGAACAACUUGACUCAUUAUACGUACUAUUACGAGAAGUGGAAGGUAUUAAACUGGCUCCUGAAGUUCUAGAACCUGAACCAGUAGAUAUAAGUACUAUUCGAGGUUUGGAUAAGAAAACUACUCAACAAAAUCUUACUGAAUGGUCCGGAGAGGCAACAAGAAAUGCAGGAUUCGCCGUUGAAGAGACUCGAGUUGAUAUUACCAUUGGUGAAGAAAAUAAUGCUAAUACAACAGUCAGUCAUAAAGAAGCACCUAUUUGGAUGACCGAGUCCACGGUUAUUUCAAAUCUUAACCAGGAUGAUACAAGUAUUAAUCCUGAUGAAAGUGAGGCAAGUUCAACUCAAACUGCUCGCAAUGAUGAUAUAAUGAGUGUAUUGCUGGCUCAUGAGAAAAGACCUUCAAAUAUUGCUUCCAGUGCGGUUAAAGGUCUAGCAAAUGACUCCGAUUCAGACCUGGAAGAUGUCAACGAUGGUAAAAAUAGUUUAGAUGACAUUGAAACUAUGGACAGUGAAGAAGAAGAUGAUGGUACUGUACCUAGUGUUAGUGUCGGGAACAAGUCGUACUUAAUUACUGACAUUAAUGACAGUAUUAUAAGUGAAAUGACACAGUCGGAAAAGGAGAUAUAUGUGCAAGUGUUCCAAGAUUACUAUUCUCACAUGAACUAUUAAAGACAUUUUUUUAUUUAUUUAAGUGUAACAAAUAUUGUAUUUGCGUUUAUUAGGGAAUAAAACUUAUUUUUUCUUA